Strongyloides ratti is the source of this 1476-nucleotide messenger RNA. Its product is annotated as Rhodanese-like domain-containing protein. The coding region runs from base 1 to 1476 and encodes 491 amino acids. Gene Ontology annotation, biological process: protein dephosphorylation; G2/M transition of mitotic cell cycle; positive regulation of G2/M transition of mitotic cell cycle. The transcript is spliced from 2 exons. The record is from RefSeq and is a predicted model, not a curated record. Gene Ontology annotation, cellular component: cytoplasm; nucleus. Gene Ontology annotation, molecular function: protein tyrosine phosphatase activity. NCBI's taxonomy places the organism in Eukaryota, Metazoa, Nematoda, Chromadorea, Rhabditida, Strongyloididae.
AUGUCGUCGAAGUCAUAUGUUUUUACUGAUGAAAUUUCAAAUGAUUCUGGUGUGUCAUCUGAUACUUCGAGGGAAUCAAUUCAGUUACCUCAAGUUAAAGGGGAUUCUAAGGAUAAAAAGGAGGAAUCAGUUAUGAAUAUCUCAUUAACAAAUGAAGUUAUUGAAGAGGAAACAUUACCUGAUCCGUGGAACAUUACUUUUCAUGCUUCAUCUAAGUCUCAACGUUUGGUUUCUAGAGUCCUACCACCUCAAACACUGGUUUCUGAUGAGUUUCUUGGUAAAAAGAAAAUCUACGGUAAAAGAAAACUGCCAUUAGAACGUCUUGAAAAUGGUAAUCAUGAUGAUAAUGACUACAAAUGCUCGAAACGUUCAAAAAUACAUCUGGAAAGUUCUUCAAAGAUAUCGUCUAUGGAAUUAAUUGGAAAACUUAUUGAGGAGGAUUUAAAUUACAAGGCACCACAACUUGGCAACCCUUUUCAAAUUUCAAAUGAAUUAGAGGUCGGUGGGCAGGGAGAGUAUCCUUCUAAAUUGUUGAAGAACUUAAAGGAGAAGUGCAAUUCUAAGAAUACUUCAACGAAACUUAAGUCAUCUGAAGGAGUUCUCAUAGCUAAGAAGAAUAACAGCUUGAAGGAGAAACUAGACUUCUCAACUGCAUUUGAGUUCGAUACUAAUCUAAAUCAAAGAAUUCAGAAUCUUGGAAAAAGAAGGAUACCUCUUGAUGAUACCAAAGAUGAAUCACCAAAAAGUAAGAAAAGUGGUGGUCUUUACGGGCAAUUUAAACGUCCCAAAUUUUCCUCAAUUACUUCUUCAACUUCAGUUGUAUCGAGUUUUGGAUGCUCUAGUGAUACUUUUGAUACUAAAGUUAAGUAUAGUCUUCCAUUGGUUUCUUUACCUCAAAAAGAAUCCACUGCAUUUGGUAGUAUCUCUGGUGAUACACUAGUCGAAGAGAUGGAUAAACAUGGAAAGAAUUUUGACAAAAAGUAUAUUAUUGUUGAUUGUAGAUACCCUUAUGAAUAUGAGGGUGGUCACAUUAAAGGGGCUGUUAAUUUUUAUGAUCGUGACCAGGUAUCUAAUUUGUUUUUUCCCAAAGAGGAGGAUAAAGCUGCUGAUAUAAAAAAGAAAGUUCCUAUUUUUUACUGUGAAUUUUCACAAAAAAGAGGACCUGGAAUGGCUUCAUCACUUCGUUCUAUUGAUAGAAAAAUGAAUGAAUAUCCAAAUGUUUCAUACGACGAAUUGUAUGUUUUGGAUCGUGGAUACAAAAAAUUUUUUAUUGAAGAUAAGUAUCACAAAUAUUGUGAACCUCCCGGUUAUGUACCAAUGCGUGAAAAAAGUUUUGCCAGUGAACUUGAAAAAUUUAAACACCAUCAUCAAUCGGAUCAUCGUAGGGUAAAGCGUAUUUUAUCUCUUGAAAAAUCUUCUGCCGUUAGAUCUAUCGAAUUUAAAAAACGCUCUUUUAACUUUAAAAGUUUUGAUUAG